Molecule: messenger RNA, 1816 nt
Organism: Hyposmocoma kahamanoa
Lineage: Eukaryota; Metazoa; Arthropoda; Insecta; Lepidoptera; Cosmopterigidae
Exons: 2
Coding region: 119-1459 (446 amino acids)
Molecular function (GO): nucleic acid binding
Source: RefSeq, a predicted model, not a curated record
UGCAUCAGAAAAGGCAUACGGCGCUUGCGCGUAUGUGCGGACCGUCGCUACUAAUGGUUCAGUCACUGUCCGUCUCCUGACCUCCAAAAGUAAAGUCGCCCCCAUUAAGCCGACAACUAUGCCGCGCCUUGAGCUGUGUGGGGCAUUGGUGGGAGCACGAUUGUGUACAAAAGUUCUUGCUUCAUUAACCAUAAGGCCUGAGUGCAUAUUUUGGUGCGAUUCCAUGAUAGUUUUGGGUUGGCUUGCCUCUUCGCCACUCCCAUUAAAGCCUUUUGUACGUCAUCGUGUGUGUGAGAUACAGGAAGGUUUUAGAGAACAUUCUUGGCGGUACGUGCCCUCCAAAGAAAACCCCGCAGACUUAGUCUCACGCGGACUAAGCGCUAACUUGAUUAGCGACUCUACCUUGUGGUGGACAGGCCCUUCUUUUUUAUUAUCACCCUCUUCCUUCUGGCCUGAAACACCCAACAAAGAAAAGGUAAUAGAAUUACCUGACACCAUUACCAUGAAAUCUCUUCACGCGACUGAAACCCACGACAUCAAUUCCAUACAAAAUUUAAUUCAGGGAUCGUCGAACUUCUCCCAACUUAAACGUGUAAUGGCGUAUGUCCUUCGUUUCAUAACCAAUAGUCGAAAAAGUCUUACAAAACGGCUUGGAUGUCUUAAAACUUCAGAAUUAAAUGCUGCAUCCAAUUCUCUUCUACGCACCGCUCAGCGAGAGUCAUUUCCUGUUGAGUAUGAAUUACUGAAGGUUGGAAAAAACUUACCAAAAAAGAACCGCCUUAUUUCCCUGUCACCCUACUCAGACAAUGGCAUUAUUCGAGUUGGUGGUAGGCUUGAAAACUCGUUCUAUGACUACAACGUAAAACAUCCCAUUCUCAUAUGUAGUAAACAUCAUUUAACUAGACUAAUUUUCAACUCGUUUCACUUACAGUUCUAUCACGCGGGACCUCAACUUCUCCUAGCUUCAAUUAGGCAUACGUACUGGGCGUUAGGUGGUAGAAAUCUGGCAAAAAAGACUGUACGCGCAUGCAUAAAGUGCGUCAGAUUCAAAGCACAAACAGUGCAACCAAUCAUGGGCAACUUACCCAAGGAAAGAUUACAAUUAGAGUUUCCCUUCAUUGACACAGGCACAGAUUACGCCGGGCCAAUUCUUUUAGCCGAUCGCAAAGGUAGAGGCAGUAAACUUAUCAAAUCUUAUAUUUGUGUUUUUAUCUGUCUAGCCACAAAAGCGGUGCAUCUCGAGCUUGUUUCAGAUUUGACUAAGGAAGCGUUCAUUGCAGCUCUUAACCGUUUCACGGCUCGUCGGGGCAAACCGAGGAACAUCUACUCAGACAACGAGAACCAAAUGGCAUCAUUCCACAGGGCAGCUAGAGCAAGGAGCAUUAGUCAUCGUAAAGGAGAAGAAUCUUCCUCCCCUAAUGUGGCUGCUCGGUCGCAUCGUGCAUCUUGUGCCUGGUAGAGACGGCAUAGCUCGAGUAGCCGACGUCAAGACGAAGAAGGGCACCAUCCGUCGGGCUUAUAACAUGCUAUGUCCGCUCCCGAUCAAAUCAUUUGAACCUGAAUCUUCAUCUUCAACGCCGGGAGUAUAUGGUUCCACCAUCGAUCAAACGCCGGCUAAAUAAAUCCACCCCCGGGUCUGCAAGGGGCACGCGGGGUGUUGGGGGGUCACGCGAAUGACGGAAUUCGCGAUUCUCGCCGCGCGCGCGUUGGGCACUGCGACUCGGAACGACGGCGGAACGAAUUGUGCGCGCGAGUACCUACUUUCUUUUUAAUACAAUAAGUGUAAUACAGUUCGCUAGUUUUAUUCAACUGGAUA